This is a messenger RNA of Closterium sp. NIES-67, 1256 nucleotides long. NCBI's taxonomy places the organism in Eukaryota, Viridiplantae, Streptophyta, Zygnematophyceae, Desmidiales, Closteriaceae. The record is from the annotation of a GenBank genome assembly.
UAUUUCACCUGCCAGCACAAACAUGAUGCUUUGAUUGCGCACUGGAGUCAGUCAGAAGCAACCUGACACACUCGCACAUCGCACCUCACAACCCAAUUUCCUCCCGCGCAACCUUCCUCAACGGCCGCAUUACGUGCCUUGCUGCCUUGAACCUUCGAGGCCAUCAGGGCUGCGAGUCGAGCAUCGCACGGUACACACCCAAGUCCCAGCCCUCGUUCUCUUGGCGCUUGGCUAAGUCGCCAUUUCCACACCAGCCAAUACACCAGCGAAUCCACCUCUAGGCGGGGCACCAUUUGGCCUCGCGGCAGCGGGCCGGGCGAGUGAGUGCGGCGCUGGUAGCGCCGCCAUGUUCGCGCGCAAGGCGGUGGAGCUCGUGCAGGAGGUGGCGCGAUGCGACCCCGAUCAGAUCCUCCCCUUCGAUGCGGACGGCGUGCAGCGGGUGUUGGAGGAGGCGCACGAGCACCACCAGCACAUGGUGCAAAUCCUCCUGCGAGUGCAGGGGUCGGGCGUGGAGUGGCGGGAGACGCGGUCGGAGGACGCGACGGCGGUGAUGGUGCACCACCAGGCGCUGCUGCGCAACAAGCGCUGCCUCCUCGCCUACCUCAAUGCGCGCAUGGAUCAGAUUCGCCGCCUGAGGUGGCAGCUGGGUGCGACGCUGCCGUCGGCGCUGCAGGAACGGCUGAGCCCAUCGGAGGGCGAGUGGUUCGUGCAGUACUCGCAGGCGCUGGGCGACUACAUGGUGGCCGCAGGACUCGACCUCACUGUGGACCUGUCACCCCCCAAGGACCCCUACAUCGAGGUGCGAGUGCUGAAGGACGCCGGUGCAAUGUAUCUGGACGAUAAAGUGGCGUAUCUGGAGGCUAAUACCCUCCACCUGGUCAGGAAGACCGACGCCGAACCACUGAUUUUAAAGGGAUUAUUGGAACAUCGAGAAUACUGACAAGUAUUACUGUGCGUGUUUCCCAUAUGGCGUUUCUGCAUCACACGAUUACCGCAUAUUGUCGGACAAGGUGCACACAACCAAGAGAGCGCCUUGUUAUGGGUCAAUGCUGUCGUAAUUUGCUGAAAAAAAAAUCAGGAUUUAUCCCAAAUGUCGAGUCAGUUGAUGUUGACGCUACACUACGUUUCGUGUGCACAUGUGAACUUCUAUUGUAUCAUAUGUGCUAAUAUGGGAUGGUGGACAGGAUACAGAACAGAGAAUAGCAGUGGAAGGGCUUCCAGCGCGUUUAAUUUUAUUCGCAGAGAACGGUUGUGUU